AUGAAGUCAACCUUCCUCGCCGCCCUCGCCCUCGCCGGGGCCACCUGCCAGUCGGCCUUCUUCGACACCAUCUCGGGCGACUGCCAAUACCACGACUGCCUCUACGGGCUGACGGCCCCGGACAGGUUCAAGACAUACAUCAAGCCCGGUGCGACCGACUACUGUCCCGGCACCAGCCCCACGGGAACCUCGACGAUGGCAACGGCGACUUCGACGGAGGUAGCAACGUCGGCGACACAGGCAGGGCCCGCGUCGACCGAAAGUACGGGCGCGGCGCCCGGGUGGGGGGCUUCGAGGGGCGGGGCUGUCCCAGCGGUUGCGGCGGCUUGGAUGGCGGUUGGGCUUUUGGGGUGA
This is a messenger RNA of Chaetomium globosum CBS 148.51, 354 nucleotides long. RefSeq lists its product as uncharacterized. The transcript is spliced from 2 exons. Lineage: Eukaryota; Fungi; Ascomycota; Sordariomycetes; Sordariales; Chaetomiaceae. The coding region runs from base 1 to 354 and encodes 117 amino acids. The record is from RefSeq and is a predicted model, not a curated record.